ACCGGAAGCAGCAGGUUGGAGGACGGAGGGGCUGGAUUCACGGCGUCAUCCCGCUGUCUGUCUCGUCUCUUCGAUGCUUUAGCCCGGCGGGACAAGUAUGGCUUUGACCCAGGAGUCUCUUCUGACUUUUUUGCUGGAACGUGGAGGCAAAGUGAAGAACUCGGAGCUGCUGAACAGUUUCAAAAGUCUCUUUAGCUGCAGCGAUCCCGCGGAGAAGCAGCACAAUAGAGACCGCUUCAAGGCGCUGGUGAACAGCGUCGCUGUGGUCAAGCAGAUCGACGGGGUGAAGUUCGUCGUGGUGAAGAAAAGGUACCAGGAUUUUGUGAAAGAUGUGGCGCCGAACCUUCUUCAGCAGAUGGAUCGUAGCGGCUCGGGUCCAGCCGAGACCCUCUCUGAGUCCAGUUUUUGCCAGAAGAUUGACUCAGAUGCUGAAAACAAUAACGUCAUGGUGCAGAAAGGGGGGCCAUCAAAUCCGGAUUUUACCACGGUGAAAAUCCUGAAUAUCUGUGGAGAUCAGGCGGGUAAAUCCGGAGCAGUUUUUGCUCUUGUUGCAGUCAAAUCCCCACCUAGAGAUCUGCACGAACCACCCCACCAAGUGCAGAGAAGUUGUUCAGAUUACAGGUUGGAUUCAUCAAAGAGAGCCCAGUGUUGGAGGUCAGAGGUCAUUGAUAACACACCUAGACAAGCAGAAGAAGCUACGGACUCUGUGCCUUUGGAGCCACUGGCUCAUGAGUGGCUGGUGAAGUGUGCUGCUGGACUUUGGGGACACAUCCAUGCUUUGCUGCUGCGAGACACCCGCCUGGCCCAGAAGAGGGAUUUCAUGUCGGGCUUCACGGCUCUACACUGGGCCGCCAAGGAUGGCAACUGCGGCAUGAUCCAGGAACUCAUGGCGGUCUCCAGAAAAAGAGGCACUUUUGUGAACACCAAAUCCCACGGUGGAUACACGCCUUUGCACAUUGCAGCCAUGCAUGGGCACACUGAGGUGAUGGUGCUGCUUGUGCAGAGGUACCGGGCCAGUAUAAGUGAGAGGGACAACGAUGGGAGGAAAGCCGUCCACUAUCUGGAGAAAAGUGCUUCAAUGGAGCUCAGAGCACUUCUGGGAGGACAGGACAAGACAGACGAGGAAGAGGAGGAGUACAAGGGGCAGGCAAAAAGCUUCAACACAAUUAGUAAACUGUUCCACCCUCACAUGGGGAAAAAGCAUAAAACAAGCAAAUCAGUACACGAGUGGUCAUAGACUCAUCUUAAAGAAUGUAGUUAUUGCAACUGUAUUGCAGAACUUACAACAGUGCAUCACUGUUAACGUACUUCUAAAAUUUAAAAAAGUUGUUUUACUUUCUCUUUAACCUGUAAGCGUCAACUUGAAUUUCAUAUUUUGAUAGUGUACAAAAGUACAGUGUCCAGUUUGAAAUAGGCUGUGUUACACUUGCAGCAAAAAAACAAAGCUUUUCAUGCAGGACAUGGCAACGCGGCCUUGGAUGAGGUCAGUUAUGCAAAGUAUGCGAGCAUGUCGGUGACUGCUGGAAUGCUUCCUUUAUCUGUUUUCUCUUUGAACUGAGACCUCAUUUUGUAGGUUUUUUGGACUGUGUUAAUACAAAACAGUUAUUUUUAACAAUUGUUUUUAGAUCGAUCAAGCAUUAAAUGAGAAUAAAAGGAAAAUGUACUAAUUAAACUCAACUUGGGUUACUUGUUAUCUUAUGUUAACAAGAUAUUUUAAUUGUACUUUUUUGUGCAUAUAAAAUAUAGUCUUAUUAGGUUUAAUCCAGGGGCCUGCAAACUUCAACACUGAAAGAGCCGUUCUGGUUGACACAAAAUCUUAUUAAAUUCUUUAGAAAAAUAAGACCCUGAUUUAUAUUUUCAUUAUUGUUACUACAUUUAAGUAUAAAUAAAGCACAAACAUUAGAUUAAUUUGUUUUUUUCUUCAAGAUGUAAAAUAGUUUAUAACUUUUUAUAGGUCUGGAUGAGUUCCUUUCAAAAUAAAAGCUGUCUUGUACCACAUAGGCUAAUCUCAAUGCAGCAAAUAUAUUAGUAGGUAGCGAACUAUCUGCAAUUAUUAGGAAUAAGCAAACAACAUUUUUGUUUUGCAACCAGAAAUUCAUAAAUCUAACUAAUUUGAGUUAAAUAAGUACCGAUUCCUUAUUGUAUUUUUCAAUCAUAGCUUCAAAUACUUAUUUUUUCUUAAAUAGCCAUCCCACUUUACUUUUUUUUAUUCUUUAUUUGCAUUUAUACAACAAAUUGUAAAAAACAGGCAUAGAAAUACAUAUAAAGUAGGAGCGGCAAAAGGCAAAAACCCAUAUUAAAGCCUCAAUAAAACCUUAAAAUUAACAUAAAAUACAAUUAUACAAGUUUAUUCAUUCACAAUUAUACACUUUACACAAUCUUAAAUUCCAGUGUGCCUUAAGCACAAAUUCUGGUUGUAUUUAGUGACUUCAAAUAUGUUGCACUGAAUAUAUGCUUUAAAACUUUAAAAACAAAAAAGGAAUAACUAAAGGAUUUUUUUGUUCCUUUUUUUCCUUUUUACUGAUCUGUCUCUCUGAAUUUGUGGCACAAUUUGAACCAUGAGUUUUGUUAUCCGUUGCACGACUACCUCAAAUUUCCGUGUUAAACAGCAUUCAAUAAUCAGUCACAAUGUUUCAGUUUUGGUAAACUAUCAAGCGGAACUUCUUGGAGGAUUAUGGGUACUGUAGUCAAAAGCCUGGUGGAGUGAUACAUACUUUGCUUCAACUGUUUGUGAAUGAUUUGAAAAAAGUUGGACUUUUCUGACUGUUCUGUUUAACUUGGUGAAGCUCUGGUUUAAUAAAACAUUUUAGCAUCUACAUAAACAAUAAAUGCUUUGAACUUUUUAUUAUCUUGUAUCCAUGGGAUGAAUCAUUUGCUUAUAUAAUGAUUUGAACCCACAUAAGAAUGGAAAACACACAUAAAAAUAAUGACUUUCUGAGGUUGCAAAGGCCUAAAAAUAUCACCCACUUGUGCCUACAAUACUACUUUCAUCUUUUGCUGACCAAAAGGAAACACAGUCCCUCAUGACCUGAAUG
Molecule: messenger RNA, 3035 nt
Organism: Oryzias melastigma (Indian medaka)
Lineage: Eukaryota; Metazoa; Chordata; Actinopteri; Beloniformes; Adrianichthyidae
Gene: sowahab
Product: sosondowah ankyrin repeat domain family member Ab
Exons: 1
Coding region: 98-1237 (379 amino acids)
Molecular function (GO): protein binding
Source: RefSeq, a predicted model, not a curated record